CCAAGUGUCGGUGUUUGUCGUAAUUUCGGACAAAUGAAAAAACAUUUGUGACUCAAAAUUAUUUGUUAGAAAGAACCAACCCUCUGGCUGACGUGCAUCCGAGCAGGGCGGCAAACGAGCUUUCUUGUCGCUUGCGAUCCAAGAAAACCGGACAAAUAAAUAGGACGGAAUCUCAGUAGACGAUCGAUGGUGGUCAAGUGCGGAAAUCAUCCGAAGCGAGAAAUUGUGAAAGAACUUUAUCUUCAAACAGACUUGUUUGGAUUCAAUUGAUAGUGGACAGUUACAAGGCAGUGAACAUUUCAAAAGUGCAGUGCUCCCUCCAUAUCGAACUGCUUUGUUUAUUUUGUGGUUGUAAACAGAAAGAAUCAGUGAAAGUGUUACGAUAAGUGGACGCAGUGCCGGAACAGAAAUCUGAAAUAUUUUAUUUUAUCAUUUUCGCCUGGUGCGCUUCCUUUAAGUUCGUGGUCUAUCAGCAAAAAGAAGAAUCUUCGCGAAAGAAGCCGGACGAGUGGGCAAGAAGGAGCUAAUUUAGUGUCAAACAACUUCAAUUAUGCCACCCAGCCGCCUCGAUGCGAUUUACAGACGCCUGCUUAUCACUCGAUUUUUCGAGAAAGGUUGGGGUAAGCCGGAGAACCUUCGAAGACUAUUCGAAUUCCGUAAAAUCGUCUCAAACCGUGAAGCAUGCUACAAACUGGUCCCAGAAGAUUAUCCCGUCGAAAUAACGAAAGAAGAAAAAACCUCAGAAUGCACAAUACUAGAAGGAAAAUUCAUGACACCACUAGAACUACAUUUACCCGGACUGGUACCGAAAGCUGCACAAGAAGCUCAUUUUCAAGUGAUGCUGCCAAAUAAAUGGCGUGACCCGAAUCACAAGCCAAUCUGUCUGCAUUUAGCCGGUACCGGCGAUCAUUAUUAUUGGAGAAGAAGAAAUUUUAUUGCGAAACCACUAUUGCGAGAAGCUGGAUUGGGUGCAAUUAUCUUGGAGAAUCCAUUCUACGGUGUACGAAAACCUGAGGAUCAAGUGAGGUCGAAUUUGCACAAUGUCUCUGAUAUUUUCGUAAUGGGAGGUUGUCUAGUCCUGGAGUCAUUAGUAUUGCUACAUUGGUGUGAGCGAAAUGGUUUUGGUCCUUUAGGAAUCACUGGGUUGUCGAUGGGUGGACAUAUGGCUUCACUGGCAGCUACAAACUGGCCAAAACCCUUAGUAUUAGUUCCUUGUCUGUCGUGGUCAACGGCUUCGGCUGUAUUCACAACGGGUGUUAUGAGCCAAUCUAUAAACUGGGAUAUGCUUGAAACACAGUAUUUUUCCGAUGGUCAAUAUCGCGAACGAUUGGCAAAAAUGGUCACAGUGAUAGAUGAAGCAUUUAUGGCUGGUCAGCAUUUCGUGAAGAAUUACCCUAGCACAAUAAAGGAUCUACAACACGAUCUUAAAGAAGCGAAAAUCUCUAGAUCCACAUCCCCUGUAGAUGUAUCAAAAAGGAGUAGUACAAAUCCAAACAUAAUUCACUUAGAUAAGGAAAAUUCAUUACAAUUAUCAGAGUCACUUCACAAUAAGUUAUGGUCCACCGAUCGAUACGAGCUUACAAACUGUGAAGUGAAUGAGCUGAACGAGAAAAUUAAGGCUGUGCAAGAUAAACUCCGAAUGGAAAGACACCAUAACGAAUUCUUGAAAAAUCCAACGAAAAUCAGCACAGAGACUCUAGUCAACGCCACAAGUGAUACAAUUUCACCUGGUUCUACUGCAACGAAAUUGCCAUCCGUUCAGGAAUCCAAAACCGAGGAAGAGUCAACAUUAACGAAAUUAAUGAACUCAAUUUUGCCAGCGACAACUUCUGCUGUCGCGACUCGGCAAGCAGAAAAAAUUGACAUCACAAAGACAAAGUGGUGGGAACGUGAAGCUUUACAAUUUAUGCGUGGCAUGAUGGAUGAAUGUACGCAUUUGAAAAAUUUCUCGGUGCCAUAUGAUACCUCAUUAAUAACAGCCGUUUGUGCCAAAGAUGAUGCCUACGUUCCCCGCGAUGGAUGCACAAGCUUGGAGGAUAUCUGGCCCGGAGCUGAGAUUAGGUAUUUAGACGCUGGUCAUGUGAGCGCUUAUGUUCUGCAUCAGAAACUGUUUAGGUCAAGCAUUAUUGGAGCAUUUGAACGUGCUAAACGAAAGCGCGAACAAAACGGAAAUGUAUGUGAACCAAUUUCCAGCUGUGCAUUAUCCUACGAUGACCUGCAACGGCGAUACCAGGAUCAAAUGCAGUUUUACAAUUAAGUAAAUGCUCGUUUCUGUUUUACGUUUAAAGCAGUGAAAUUUUUCAAGUAAAUUGAAUUAGAGGCAGAAGAAAUCUGAUGAAGCAGAACUUGAGAACAAUAAAUUUAUUCAUGCAAAGCAUGAGACAAAAUAUUACUUUAUACAAAUUGUUUGCACAGAUAUAUUAAAAUGUUCUUGUUAUUAUUUGAUGCCACGCUUGAUAGCAGUUGUACAUAAUAUUUUGCAUCUUCUUAUAAUUUUUGUUGAAAUGCAAAUACUUGAAUUGUUGAUAGUAAGCUUGUAUUUGAAUUUAUUAUCAACGAAUUUUUUUAUAUUGUGAUAUAAAUGAAAUUUAUAACAAACAUUUGAUACACUUUUAGUAAUAAAAUCUAUUUAUUUAAAAGUU
Messenger RNA from Hermetia illucens (black soldier fly), 2642 nucleotides. Its product is annotated as protein ABHD18. NCBI's taxonomy places the organism in Eukaryota, Metazoa, Arthropoda, Insecta, Diptera, Stratiomyidae. The record is from RefSeq and is a predicted model, not a curated record. The transcript has 7 exons. The coding region runs from base 551 to 2257 and encodes 568 amino acids.